UUCUCUUUCGGAAUCACCAUAGCCAACAAGAAACCCUCCCUCUCUCUCUCUCCCUCCCUCUCUCUCUCUCUCUCUCUCUAUACAAUUCGAUAAGGUCUUGGUCUUUGUUGGUACCUGUAUGAGUAAAAUCUAUGGAAUCAAUCUAGAAUUGGAUACCAUCCAAACUAAUUGACACUAUGGGUUGCAAUCAGUCCAAGAUCGAGAACGAGGAGGCAGUGUCGCGAUGCAAGGAGCGAAAGCAGUUCAUGAAACUUGCAGUCUCCGCCCGUAAUGCCUUCGCCGCCGCCCACUCUGCCUACGCCGUAUCCCUUAAGAAUACCGGCGCCGCCCUUAGUGACUACGGUCACGCUGAGCUCUAUACCAACGGCUCCACCGUCCCCGUUACCCAACCGACCUCAUCUUCAGCAACUACAGUACAGAUCGAAAAUCUGCCUCCUCCGCCCCCGCCUCUUAUUCCGCCACCUCCUCCCAACGACUUCCAGCCCCAGCCCCUCCAACGGGCAGCCACCAUGCCUGAGAUGAUGCACAAAGUCGGAGCUAAUAAACCCAUGAGUCCCACGAUCGAGGAAGAGGAGGACGAGAUGAUUGAUCUUGAUAAAGAAGAGUUGGUGAGAAAAAGGAGUGGAAGCAGUCGUGGCAAGCGAGUUGCUGAUGCUGAUGAAGCAGCAUCACGGCUUCAGAAAGAACGGGAAUUAGAGAGGAGGCAGGCCCCGCCGGCACCGGGCCCUCAAAAUGAUUCGACAUGGGAUUACUUCUUUAAUACGGAUAACAUGCCGGGCCCGAGCUUGGCUGAGCAACCUGAAGUAAAAGUGAACAAGGAAGAGAUUGAUCGGAAGGUGUAUGAUGAAAUGAUAAAUAAAGAGGAAGAGGAGGAGGUGGUUGUGCCAGAAAUGCCAGUGCCGGAGAAGGUAGAGGAAGUGGCUGUGCCAGAAGAAAUGGUAGCUGCAGCAGGGAAGGUGGCGAAGAAGGGGAAGACAGGGAUGGGGGCAGGUCCUCCAGGUGUGAGGGAUAGAAGAGUGGGUAGGAUGAAUUUGGAUUUAAUUAAGAUUUUUGAGGAGCUUGAUGAUCAUUUUCUGAAAGCUUCAGAGAGUGCUCAUGAGGUUUCCAAAAUGUUGGAAGCUACUCGUUUGCACUAUCACUCUAAUUUUGCAGAUAAUCGAGGACAUAUCGAUCACUCUGCUCGAGUUAUGCGUGUUAUUACAUGGAAUCGGUCAUUUAAAGGACUUCCUGAUCUUGAUGACGGGAGGGAUAAUUUUGACUCAGAAGAGCAUGAAACUCAUGCCACUGUGUUGGAUAAGUUGCUUGCGUGGGAGAAAAAGCUUUAUGAUGAAGUGAAGGCAGGUGAAAUUAUGAAAUUUGAUUACCAAAAGAAGGUUGCUAUGCUGAACAAGCAGAAGAAAAAAGGUGCCCACUCAGAAUCAUUGGAGAAAUUAAAAGCAGCAGUGAGCCAUCUGCAUACAAGAUACAUUGUUGACAUGCAAUCCUUGGAUUCAACAGUUUCUGAGAUAAACCGUUUACGAGAUGAACAGUUAUAUCCAAAGCUUGUUCAGCUUGUUGAUGGGAUGAGCAUUAUGUGGGAGGCUAUGCGCAGUCACCAUGAGAUCCAGUUUAAGGUUGUGGCGACAUUGAGAUCAUUGGAUGUUGCAACAUUGAGUUCUUUGGAUAUACAAUUCUCCAAGGAAACUAGCGAGCACCACCAUGAACGCACUUUACAACUAAGGGCUGUCGUGCAAGAUUGGCAUUUACAGUUUUGUAAGCUUAUAGAUCAUCAGAAAGAGUACAUAAAAGCCCUCAAUGAAUGGUUAAGAUUAAAUAUUAUCCCAAUUGAGAGUAGUUUGAGGGAGAAGGUUUCUUCCCCACCUAGGGUUGAGAAUCCCCCAAUUAAGGCCCUUCUCACUCGCUGGCAUGAUUUUCUGGACAAACUUCCUGAUGAGGGUGCUAGAAGUGCUAUAAAUAACUUUGCUGCUGUAGUACAUACUAUUGUCCAGCAUCAAGAAGAAGAAAUGAAACUGAGGGACAAAUGUGAGGACACAAGGAAGGAGCUUUCCCGCAAGACCCAUCAAUUUGAAGAUUGGUAUCGCAAGUAUAUGCAGCGGAGGACACCUGAUGAAUUGGUUUCAGAGGGGGGUGAGGAUAACCCACAUAACGAAGCUGUUGUAGAGAGGCAGCUUAUUGUGGAUAUGUUAAAAAAACGGUUGGAAGAGGAAGAGGUUGCUUACCGGAAGCAAUGCAUUCAGGUGCGGGAGAAGUCCAUCAUGAGUCUGAAGACUCGCUUGCCGGAGCUCUUCAGGUCGAUGUCGGAAACUGGUUUUGCAUGUUCCCAAAUGUACAAGAACUUGAGUUCUAUAUCUCAGAGCCGAAAUCAUAGUGAGAGCUUACCAUGAAAAUUGGUAUUUAUGUUCUGUACAAAUAUAUUUUUAUACCACUCAAAAAGAAAGAAGCCAGAGAAGGUGAGAUGGGGAAAAAAAAAAAAAAAAGAAGUAUAAUUUUCUUCUGUGUUGUGUAUGCGAUGAAUAACUUUACAAUUUUUCUAUGGGACAAGCCCCGAAGGUUGUAUUUGUUGUGUUUAUUGAAUUUGUCUAUUGUCAGCUUUAGAGUUGUCAUGUAUUCUAUUCUCCUGUGGAGAAGCUUGGAUGACGCAGUUUGAUUAUUUGAGUAUAUGAUAUUUCCUUUUAAAUGUUUCA
Molecule: messenger RNA, 2684 nt
Organism: Tripterygium wilfordii
Lineage: Eukaryota; Viridiplantae; Streptophyta; Magnoliopsida; Celastrales; Celastraceae
Product: protein ALTERED PHOSPHATE STARVATION RESPONSE 1-like
Exons: 4
Coding region: 177-2384 (735 amino acids)
Source: RefSeq, a predicted model, not a curated record